GAAAGUAAAAGUGUUUCGUGGCCCAUUGCCCAGUUUCAUUUCUACUGUAACAGUAACUCAGGAAGUAUAAAGGCUCCUCGCAGGCAAACACAGCUCAGAACCGAGGAAAGCCAACUACUGAAGGAUGAUGUCGGGAGGACUUGUGCUUUGCUAUGCUGCUCUGCUUCUCUCUCUCACCUGCGUCUGCGCCAUCAAGAAGCUAAACUCCAUCAACGAUUUGAAAAAAGUCGACUUUGGCCGAGCUGUGCCCAAACACAGCCUACUGCUGCUCCACUGGUUUGCAAACACGAUUGACAUUGACAACAACGAUGUCAUACGACUGACUUUUGACCCAAACCUUGGAGCAUAUGGCUCACAUCACUAUGGAAACUAUGAGAGGCUGUUGAACCCGCUGCCUCAAGGAAAUAGUAGAUGUCGCUACUACACCGUUGGUAAUGUCUACCAAGGCCAAACACAGCUUCCCAAUUAUGUCCUCCAUCCACCAAGUGAGGAAUCUAGGGGAAGAAACCGGGACCGGAUCAUAUUCCGAGUGAGGGAGCACAACACAGGACGGCAAGCUAGCGAGACAAUAGAUGAAGUCUACAUCACGCAGCAUUAUGAAAACUCAAAUGAGGGGACACGUUACGAUCCUGUCUAUACAUACCAGAUCACAACCAACCUCCUAAGGCAAAUCAGAGAGUUUUCAGUGGAAGAAAACCAAAGCAACUCAUUGAUGGAGCUCAGAGAAGACUUUGGAAGCAACAUAAACGAUUCACAGUUAAGGUUCCUCAAAAUCACAUGGCGUGAACUUGCUUGCAUUGGACUGCUGAUGUUUAUUGUCUUGGAGGAAAAAUACUACCAACACAACAAACCUCGCCCUGCAGAAAAAAGAAACACACAGCCUCAUUCAGUCAUCAACCUUCAAGACUACAGAGAAACACAUCAUGAUGCUCCACAAAGCUUGCGUGAACUAUUUGUUCAGGACCAUAUUCAACUUGAAGUGACAACUGGAACGAAUGGAAGAGCUGGGAUUCUUUGGCAGUGUGUUCCUGAAGACCGCCUAAAGCAACGUGUCAUGGUGGUACUGUAUAAGGACAAUAAUGAUGAGAAAGCAUUGUAUUCUAAAGUGAUUGAUAGAGAUAAUGGCCAUGUCGACACCUCUGUACUCCUGAAUGUUGGCCUCCAGGCUCGGCUCCAUAAGACGAGGAAAAAGUACUGUUUCUGGACAGUAGCGGCUGAGGAGAUAUGCAGAGGAGUUGAGUUUAGAAAUCCAGAAAAAGUUAGAGUACAUGGCUACAACGCAAGCCUACAACUAUUUGUGAAGGACGGAAAGGCUUGUGCUCGCUUAUUUGUGAACAAGUCAUUUAGAGAUUGGAAGUCAGAGUUUAAGAGAUCAUGGGUCGGGUUCUACAACAAUGUAAAUAAACCCACUCAAGAAUAUAAAUGGUGGCAAUGGCAGUGGGCCACAAAAUUUAAACCGACGUCCACUCUUGACCCCAUUCAUGAUGUUUAUGAGUACCACUCAGGCAUGGCGGUCGCCCCAGGAGUCCAAGCAAGAUUCAUUCUCAAGAAUGACAUUGUUUUGGCUCACACAACAAGCUGGAGGUGAUCACAAAUUCCAAAUAUUUCAUGAAAGUCAGAAAACUGCAUUAAAUCACAAUACAAUUCUAUCAGUUGAUGUGAACACUAUCUAUUUGCAUCAAUAAGUUGCUAAGACAAUUGCUAAAAAAAAAAAAAACUACUGUACAUCAUUUAAAGUUUGAUUCCUUGGCUGGGGGGAGUUUGGGGAAAUAAAAAAAAAAAAAAUAAAACAUUAAAAUUAAAAAAAAACUUGGACUAUUCUUACUGAGCAGUGAAGGUGCUCUUGAGCAAGGCACCAAGCUCCUCAAAGACUAUAUUCACACUGCAGUUCAAUUCAGAUUUUUUUGCCCAAUGUGACACGUACCUGAUUUUUCAUGUUCAUGUGAACAGUAAAAUUCCUUCAUCUGACAUGUCAUCAAAAGGUGAUAAACUAUCACAAUUGUUCAACAAAACAGACACAUGCGACAAGCAAUUGCUGACAAAGAUGAAGAAGAAAAAAAUCAGGCGAAAAGAAGACACUUUAGAACUGAAAUACUGUAUAUGGGGGGACCAGUCAGGAGUUGCGCAACAUGACUGCGCAACACCUGUUUUGUGUGCAUGCGUGUCACUUCACGGAGACAUUCCAUUCACAGUACAAGUCAUAUUUGUUUUUGUAAUGUGAAUGACUACAAGAAAAGAUCGGAUUUAACAAAAAAUCCGAAAUGGGAAUCAUGUGUGAACGUAGCCAAAUUGCCUUUGGCAUGUGACACCACUAUCUUGCCACUAGCUACCUUGCUCUUAUAGCACUCUUUUUCUGGCAUGUAUUUGUAAUCACUUUGUGCAUUUGUAUUGAUGUAAUUGUACAAUUUUAAAAAGAACAUUAAAAAAAAAUUAAAUAAA
This is a messenger RNA of Phycodurus eques (leafy seadragon), 2439 nucleotides long. RefSeq lists its product as uncharacterized. Bases 125 to 1588 code for a protein of 487 amino acids. The transcript is spliced from 2 exons. NCBI's taxonomy places the organism in Eukaryota, Metazoa, Chordata, Actinopteri, Syngnathiformes, Syngnathidae. The record is from RefSeq and is a predicted model, not a curated record.